Messenger RNA from Cricetulus griseus (Chinese hamster), 4611 nucleotides. NCBI's taxonomy places the organism in Eukaryota, Metazoa, Chordata, Mammalia, Rodentia, Cricetidae. The record is from RefSeq and is a predicted model, not a curated record.
UCUUUUCCGGUGUCGCUGCUUCUCAUCAUUCCCGCCCUCUGAUGACUCCUAAUUUUGGUAAAGGCCUGGGGUCCCUUCUGUCAAACUCUGGGUCCUCAGCCGCGGCGCCACUCACCAGAGCCGGCAGCCUGUAUGGUGUUAACUGGCGGACCUGUUGCCCACUUCCCAUGCGUGCGGAACCAGAGGUGCAGACUCGGUUUCCAGCAGAUUGCGAAGAGAAGCGCUAUCCGGGCUUCCUCAAGCGCUGUGGAGGUACUUUUGCGGGUGUGCUUCCGCCGUCGCCACUGAGUUCGAGUCUCUUCCCUCCUGGGUCGGGCUGCUGAGAACGACAAGAUGAAGGCGAAGGCCACGGCGCCGGUUUCCCAACCUGAGCCUAUCAAGGAGCUCGUUCGGAAGAAAGCCAGGAAGAGGUUCAGGAAGAGCAAAGCGCAGGGAGGAAGCGUGGCCCCGGGAAGCCUCCCAGCAGCUGUCGCAGUCCGACCGCCAAAGGCCCCAGAGAACUUUUCUCAAAAUUGGAAGGCGCUGCAAGAGCUGCUGAAACAGAAGUCACAAGCUCCAGAAAAACUUCUUGUCUCUCAGAUGGAUGACAAAAUGCAUCCCCAAAUAAUCCAGCAGAACAAAAAAGAGACUUCAGAUAAAGCAAAGGGAGAUGGGAAGAGGACAGAAAAAGACCAGACCAUUAAGGGUUCUGUUACCGCUCUGUCUAAGAAGGACAGGAAGAGACCUGUACCUCCCACAAAUUCCUCUGGACCAGAACAGAAGAAAAGUGCCCAGAAGAGGACAUUUAGUGACAACGCUUCUCAUCAGGAGGACAUCAAGCAUAAAUGGAAAGCUAAGGAGGUAGCUGUCGUCUUGAAUCAGUCCUCACCUACUGAGGAAGACAUCUGGUUUGAUGAUGUGGAUCCAGAUGAUAUUGAGGCUGCCAUAGGCCCAGAGGCAGCCAUGCUGGUACGGAAGCGGCUGGGACAGAAGAGCAAGAGUACCAUCUCCCUGGUGAAGGAACAGGCCUUUGGCGGCCUGACAAAAGCCUUGGCCCUGGAUUGUGAGAUGGUAGGCGUGGGCCCCAAGGGGGAAGAGAGCAUCGCAGCCCGUGUGUCCAUCGUGAACCAGUAUGGGAAAUGUGUUUAUGACAAGUACGUCAAGCCAACUGAGCCGGUGACAGACUACAGGACAGCAGUCAGUGGGAUACGGCCUGAGAACCUGAAGCAGGGAGAAGAAUUUGAAGUCGUGAAGAAGGAAGUGGCAGAAAUGUUGAAGGGCAGAACCCUGGUUGGGCACGCGCUGCACAAUGAUUUAAAGGUUCUGUUCCUUGAUCAUCCAAAGAAGAAAAUCAGGGAUACCCAAAAAUUCAAACCUUUCAGAAGUCAAGUAAGGAGUGGAAAGCCAUCUCUGAAACAACUUUCUGAGAAAAUUCUGGGGAUCAGGGUCCAGCAGGCAGAGCAUUGUUCGAUUCACCUAAAAUGCCAACAUCCAGCAUGGUGUUCUCCACACUGUCCUUGGGAUGAGACUUGGGGCGCAGGUAUACCCAGAGGUGUAAGAUCCUACUGCCUGGGGCACUGUGAACAGAAAGGCUGUCUGCCUGCUAUCUACUAGCAACAAGUGUGGAGUGACCAGUUAACUUUAUGGACCUACCUGGCAACUCUUAGAAUGGAGCUGUGGACUGGGGUGUGACUUGGUACUCUUCCACUAUGUGCAAGACCCUGGGUCCCAGUCCCAGCACUGUCAAAAAUAAAUGGAUGGAUAAAUGGAGUUUGUGGAAGCUUAGCUUCUUCCCAUCAUCUAGAAUUUCCCAAAGCCCUGCAGUGUAGGACCACUGACACCACAGCCAGGCAUGCCAUGAACAACUUAGGGCUUCUUUAUUAGUGCAAAAUACAAUACUGGUCCUGGUGAUACUUUCCAGGAUCAGAAGGGCAGCAUCUCAGCGCUGGAAGAUAGGAUCUUCCUGAUGUGGGAAGGAAACCUUGGGGGCUUCCAGCUCUGAAGCAGGUUCAAGCUGCUUCUCCUGGGGCCUGGAACAUGCAGCUGCCUCCAGUGCCUGAAGUACUGUGUCAGCAUAAGAAAUCAACUCCUAGAAGGAGGAAACAAGUGAACCAUUUGUUACAGUGGCUUCAGGGUCCAGGAGCAAUUACGUUGAUGACGUAACACCAACUGGAUAGUCUAACUGCCCUUCUAUCUUGGGAUUGGAUUCAGCCCAGUCACAGGAAGAGAGUAGAGGAAAAGCAUCACAUGGAGCUCUGGGUCAGUGUCAUUCAAGUGUUCUGGCUUGAUAGGGAUGUCACCAUGACUUACCAGGCUAGAAGUAAACCGCCCCCGGAUCACACGGACUAGGUCCUUGAUGCCUGCAGACUCCAGCUCUGGCAGGAUCUCCUCUGCAGUGGAGCAGAGAAGGUGAUGAGGCUCAGAAUCCCUGCCCACCAGCCAGAUAAGGUCGGUCAAGUGCCACUUUUGCUUGGAAUUAAUGAGUGGAAAGUCACAGGGGUUUCAGAACAGGCUCUGGGGCUCCUUCCCUUCCGGCCAGGGAGAGGACAAGGAAAGGGUCCUUACUGUAGGAAGCCAGGUAGGCCAACAGCAUGCAGAGGUUCUCAACCACCUCAGGGUCAUCCUUGUAGAGCUGGUACAUAUCUUGGAGGAGGUAAAGGCCACUGCUGCCCUCUUCCAUUACCACCACUUGGAAGGCCACCAGUUCUGGGGGAGAGAGGCAAGGGAGUUUGGGUUUUUAGUACAAUUUAGUGUAGUCCCUUUGCAGCUGCCCUUCUCAGCUCCCUGUGCCCAGUGUCCCUGGGAAGGAGCACUAUAGUUGUAGGGUUGCUGGGAGAGCUCUCUUUGGCCAGGAAUCCCAAUCUUUUGUGAAGGAAGCUCUUGAAGUCAGGGUUGUCCCCUGCUCUGUGUAAACUGUUGGAAGAGAUGAUUGUACCAUUUUAUCUGGUCCUGCACCUGUAGAGUACAGCUUAUCUUUGCACCUGUUGGCAGUAAGCCCCAUACCCAAGAGAAAUACAGCGCUUGGGUUCCUCUUCCCCUUAGAAAAACUGAAGCUGUGGUGUAGCACUGUGGAGAAGGGUCUCCUGUGUAGGUGGCCCUCCCACCCUGCAGCAGUUAACAGGGUUCAGGGGUGCUGAACCCUCCCCACAGGGUGCUUUGUAUAAGGGUGUCAGGGAUAAGUCAGGGGAGCUAAGAUCCCCAACUGCUUCCAGGAGGACCCACCAGCUUGAGUAGCCCAGUAGAAUGGCAUGAGUAGAACCCAGGAGUGAAACCAAGAAGACAGCUCCUGGAGCAUGGGAGAGGGAUCAUUACAGACUAAGGAUGGGAACAUCCCUGCCAUUCACUGCUGGUGACCAUGGCUUGUUCCUGGGCCCAGGGUUCUCUACAAAGGACAAUAGUACCAGUGCUUAGUGUGAGACCUGGCAUAAGCCUGGACUUGGAGACAGACCUAUAUGUAGGAAAUCCAUACAGCUGUGAGACGUGUGUAUUGGAGGGGAGGUGGUACCAAAACACCAAAAUAGAGAUGUCCCAGUGGUGUUUCCUGAAGGCUGGUUUUUCCUGUUAUAGUUUAUGGUCACUUGGUGGACAUCACUGGAGGUAGCUAACUUUUGGUUCCACCUCCAUGGUGGCAGCCUGUCUUGUCCCAGACUUACCGGACACCUUUGCAAGGCUAGCCAGGCCACGACAAGCAUUGUUCACCAGCAAUACUCUGCGAGGGCACAGCUGGAUGCUUCUCAGGAACAGCUCUACCACGUGCUCAAACUGACUCUCCUUUAUGCAGCCUGCAGAACACAAGCCUUGUUGCCUUAUGUGUCCAGGCUCACCCUCCCUGUUACCAAGACCUCAGGCUGCUCACCCAACAAGGACAGCAGCCAGAGCACAGCACAGCCAGCCUCAGCUAUUUCCACGUCUUCAGGAUACGUGGUUAGCACCCAGGUGACCAUGGUUGAGAGCGUCUUCAAGGGCUCUUUGUCCACAUCGGUAGCUAGAACCAGGACAAAGAUGGGAGACACCAGGCCAGGUAUGAACAGAAGUACCUGCUGUAUAUGUGCCCCUUCAUACUGCUCCCUCCCACCAAGAACAACAGAGGAGAAUCAAGGGAACAGAUGUCUUCAGAAAUGGGAACUGGCUUUCCAGUGCCAGAGUCUGCAGUAGUCAUCAGUAGAGGUGAGAACUUUCUGCACUUGUGUUAACAGGAUCUCUGCAGUUUUCUGGGGUUGCCAUGUCUUGGAGCCCUCUUUCCUAGGGCAAGACAGUAUCUAGAAGAGGGGGAAGGACAGGCCUCGAAACCCCAUCCUAAACCAAAAACCAGGACAGAGCAUCAAGUCUGGCUGACCUCUAAAGCCAGGGACUGCCUACUCACUCAUUGGACAAGACAUCCUGAAGGCCUUCCUUUCUUACUUACCUCUCUUGUGUCUCCCUGUGCCAUGUGCUAGCUUCACAGGGGCUGGGGUUGCCCUCCUGUGCUUAAGGGAUAGAGCAACAGUUCUCAACCUGUGGGUUGCAACAGACUGAGAACUGCUGAUACAAAGGCUCUAGCACAGUGGUUAUCAACCUUCCUAAUGCUGUGACCUUUUGAUACAGUUCUUUGUGUUGUGGUUACUCCCAACCAUAAAAUUAUUUGUGUUGCUA